Messenger RNA from Mytilus trossulus (common blue mussel), 1516 nucleotides. Its product is annotated as histone deacetylase complex subunit SAP30L-like. The transcript has 7 exons. The record is from RefSeq and is a predicted model, not a curated record. Gene Ontology annotation, biological process: regulation of DNA-templated transcription. Lineage: Eukaryota; Metazoa; Mollusca; Bivalvia; Mytilida; Mytilidae. Gene Ontology annotation, cellular component: histone deacetylase complex. Gene Ontology annotation, molecular function: transcription coregulator activity; protein binding. The coding region runs from base 306 to 1016 and encodes 236 amino acids.
UCAAGAAACAAACAAUAAAAAAAAUAAUUAUCUAUAAAAAUUAUGCUUUGGCAAAUCUAAACAAAAUUUCAAGAAAACAAAAUAUAAAUAUAUGGGCGGAGUCUUUUUGCCAUAUUUGGCGUGUUAACCUAUGAACUUGCAAUGCAUGUACACAACAGCCGCCAUUUCAAACUAAAACACAGUUGUGUGUUUGUUGACAGAUUGAGGUUUUAGUGUGUAGAGAAAACCAAAUUAAACGAAUUUUGAAUAAACAGACAUUUUUUCCCUGUAAGUGACGUCAAUUUAAAUGGAUUCCCAGUAGAAUUAUGAGUUCUGAAGUUUCAUCAUUGUAUUCUGGUAACCAUAGCCAUGCUAUACAUAGUUACUCAGCCCUACCAACACUAUGUAAAGCUGCAGAAGAUUCCAUGAAUAAUAAAACUGGUGAUUUCCAGUUUGACGAAAAUAGUCAGGGAUCAGCAAAAGAAGGAAAGAAAAGGAGAAGAAAAACACAUUUAUGGUUACAUAGACCUAAGCAGAGUACUGAAGAAGACAGCCGUAAUGGUCAUGACCAGAUCUGUUGUUUAAUUGACAACACAAAUAGAUGUACUAACCAUGCUGGUAAUGCAAGCUAUAGCAAGAGAAUACAGAAAAUAGUUCAACAGAGAAAACUGAAACUUGUUAGGGAUGAUAGUGUUUCCCAUAUCUAUAUCUGUGAUUACCAUAAGAAUGUUAUACAGAGUGUGAGAACUAAACGGAAAAGAAAAGAUUCAGAAGAUGAUAACGGUUCUCCAGAUGGGGAUGAGGAUAUCCCAGAGAUUGACUUUUUCCAAAUGCCUGUGAACACAUUAAGGAGAUAUAAAAGACAUUUUAAAUUGCCAACCAGACCUGGUAUGAACAAGGCACAGUUAUCAGAUAUUGUAGCCAGGCAUUUCAAAGGUAUUCCAGUCAUAGAAAAAGAAGCAUUGACUUACUUCAUCUACAUGGCAAAGAAUUACAAAAGCAGAUUUGAUCAGAAACAUUUAGAAACUGUUCACUAAUGAAUAAAUAUAUCUAGAUUUUCAUUCAAUGUAUUUGUCAUCUUCAGUUUGACUGAAUUAAAGCUAAAUCAUAUUAUCAUUUUACUUUACAUUUAAAAUUUUGGAAUUUAUGUACUAAUACUACUCAAAAAGUCAAGAGUUAAGUAUACACAUUAUUUGUUUGCUUGUUAAUUUUUAAGUAUAAAUGAUAGCACCAAGUAUUGAAAAAUCUAGCUUAUUUUCAUUUUUCAUUGCACAAUUACGAACUGCAGAUAUUAAAAGUAGAUUUUAAUGAAUAUUCUUAUGGACUUGUGCAACAAUAUUACUUAUAUAAUGUAUUGUAAUACUGCUUAGUCUGAAGAUAUGUUUUAUUAUUUAGCAUUUUUGUCGCUAAUAAUCAUUUGAAAAUCCACACAUAUGUGAAGUUUGUACCAAUAUAUAAUACAUGUCACACCUGUACACUUAACUUUACUGAUGCCAUUUCAUUAGCUAUUAUAAGGAAUAAAAAUCUUUUAUGAUUA